AUUGGGUAUUGAGGGACUGAUCCAUGUGUAGAAACCACUGAGACAACUGGCAGUGUGUAUCAUCCCAGGAUGUCAUACUGCUAGCAAUUGAUGCUCUGUACUCAGAGUGCCUCUGUGGGCACGGACAGAUGGUCCGAAGGGCCUGUUCCACGCUCCAUGACUCUAGUGUGUUAACUACCAAUGCACAGAGUCGAUACACUGUGAAUGUGCAGCCACUCAACCACCUCAGAGGCGUGCACGCGGUUACUUUUGUGUUUCUCGCUUAGGUUUUCGCGGAGAACAUUGGUGGAUUUUAAAAGUCCCAGUCGCUGCUGGGCUCAGCUGGGACAGUGGGACCACGCAGCGGCUGGCGGUUCGCUGCGAUCUUUCGGUCGGCGAGGGAUUUUGGGGGAAGCGGGGCCGGGAGAUCUCACUCCGCCCCCGGAAUGUGCGAGGAGGAGGCGGAAGUCGGAGCGAGUCGAGUGGGCACGGGCUGAGCGGCAGUACGGCCGCUGACAAUGGACUGGCUCCUCGCCUUCUUCUGGAGCGUCACCCUGCCGUUUUGCAUUUCUGCUCCCUCCAUCAACUGCGACAGUGAGACCCAGUACCUAAAGGAUGACCGGUGUUGCUUCAAAUGUGGUCCUGGCUCGUACAUGGCAACUGAGUGUGGCUUAUCGCAGUACCCCAAUUGUCAUCCUUGUGAAAAUGGCUCCUACCAGCAGCAGUGGAACAAGGACGCUCACUGCAAGAAGCACUCGUCUUGUGAUUCUGGAGAAUUUGAAGUUGUAAAAGCCGGUGACUCAAUCAGCGAUGUGGUGUGCUUGUGUAAAGAAGGGAAGCACUGUCCUAACAGUGACUGUGAGGUCUGCAGGGAUGAUGAAGUGUGCCCGCCGGGAUCAGGAGUCAAAAUCCGAGGUGAUCGGAAAUUCCAGGGCACAGUGUGUGAAGAUUGCAAAGAAGGAUUCUAUUCAAAUGUGACAUCCUCUAUCGAGCCCUGCAGGGAAUGGAUGAAUUGUGCAUCACUUGGACUGGUUGAAGUUCAACCUGGCACCUCACAGAACGACGUUGUCUGCAGUGUUCCAUUACCAAGCAAAGGGUGUUGCAAAGGAGCAGUUAUUCCCUUGGCUCUGAUUAUUGUCGUCCUUAUAAUUCUGUUUGUCUGCGACCGGUUGGGUUAUCUGAAUGCUGCCAAGGACGCCAUAAGAAGGCGGAUGACGAGAGGAAAGGAAGAGGAGGACGUCAAGGGUGUGGCUUGCGCAGACAGGCUGUUAGAUGGCAUACCGACACCGGAGAGUGGACUGCACGCAGGGAUCCAGGAAGAGGGCAAGGACAGCCACCCCUCUGAGGAGGAACAGAACCACAUUGCCACUUCGAUCGGGAGGGAAGACUUCAUUUGUGGACAAGAUGCUAAUGGAAGUACGGGAAGACAGUGGGUGGACAGAGACAUCGCAUUGCCAUGAAUCCGUGGCUGAAGCAACAUUCCAUGGACUUCAACAGGUUUCCCUUGAAAUAUUGUGGCUUUUAUUUUAAUCCAGAGCAUUUUAUUUUGCCUUCAACACAUUAUUUCUAUAACGCUGCACCCAAGGAACCCUGUGAAGUUUAAUCACCGGUAAUGUUUCUCAUUGGAUCAGUGUACUAAGGGAUUCCUGUUCUGAUGGAAGCAUUGAACUGACAAAGUGGUCACUCUCAGUGCAGGUGGGUUCAAGGACAUUGAUUGUCCUGAUCUGAAGUUCUUUGUGCUGCAACCAUCCAUGGCAAAUCUCAUAGGUUGGGUGUUUGAGGUUGGUGCAGAGAUUUGCUCAUUGCUGCUUGGGAGUGGGUUCGAUGGGGGUCGGACCAAACCCUGUUAUCAAUCUCUACCAGACAUAACGUGUGUGUUGCGAGAAAGAGGUUUGGGCUCAUCAUUGCCUCAUGAUUUCUCAACAUCUACGGCUUUGGAUAGAGAUAUGGAAUGAACUCUCAGUGGGUGAGAUUUCAGAGAAGCUGCCCCUGGUCACGGCCAGUUGGCCAGUGUGAGAUGGUCACUGCUGGUCACUCUCCAGUGACUCUAGAUACAUCAGGAGAGGAGGAGGGUGGAAAACAGCUAGAACAAUGACAAGAACAUAACCUCCAAAACUGCUGAAAGAGAAGCCAUUUGAACUUCAUCAUUGGUCAUUUCAUUGAAACCACUUGUAAGCUCGUACCUUUGUGAUUUCAUUAGUCGAUUCGGUAAAAAUUUCACAUUAAUGGCAAUCUUCUUUUACUUACCUCACUGAGGAUUUUUUCAGCUGCUUUGAUAAUGAAGGUGAUGACAUUAAUUAUUCUGAAUUUACUACAACUAUAAAUAGCCUGAUUUUGCUUUAUUUUGUUGGGGAGCCUCAUAGGAAUAUCGAUCAAAAGCUCUUACUGAGGGAGGUUGUGAACUUGGGACAGAGGAGCUGUGUGGUGUUAUGUCUUUAGUGCAUUGUGAUCUGUUUAAGCUUCAGCUGUUAAAGUGGGAAUCUAAAACUGAUACUUCAUUAAUUUAACUUAUAAACUUUAAUUAGUUAAAAGAGCAAGUGAAUUUAUUAAAUAAGCAAUUAAUCAUCAAUUGAAUAUCCAAGCAAGGUUAGAUGGGGAUUAUUCGGAAGGAGGUGGGCUCCACUUUUCCGGUGUGGCUACUCACAGAAAGCAGGGUCCCAGAUAGCCAAAUCUGUGGCACUCAUAUUUUGAGGAGCUUGUUCUUGGCAAAGCCAAACUUACAUGCAAGACAUUGUAAUGUUUCAGGGACAGUGGGGCAUAGCACGGACACUUCAACCCAAGAGUCAGUGCCACAGUUUAGUUUUGGUUCCCAAUCUGUGGCAGGGGCUUAUGAUGUCCUGGGCUGGCCAGUGAGGCGGAAGCAGUGGUGGAAGAGCUUCCAGCUAUUGCCCUUGUUUGACAUCUGUGAGAAACUUGCUUAAUCUGGACAAGAACAAGGAAUGCUAAGAAAUGGACAAGCCAUGACUUUAAUGAAUGAAGGAGCAAACUCAGGAAGUUGAUUGCCAACUCCUGCUUUGCUACUUUUGAUUUUGUGACUGUAAAGAUUGUGAUAUAAUACAAUCAGUAGCAUGUGAGAGGAGAAAAAGAGGAAUGUAGUUGAAUAUAAUGUUUAGAGUGAUAGAUACCACUCUUGGCAUCCAUGGACUACAGUCAGUUGGAACUGUGACUGCAGACAAAGCAUCCACUUGUCAUUCAUGUUGGAAUUAGUAUGCAGGCUGAGCUAGAAUUCAGGUUCUGCUGAGGGAAUUUGAGGAGCUUUAUUAUAAAUUCAAAUGCAAAACCACAAAGGUAAUAACUCUCCAUAUUGCUACCAAUGCCAUGUACACAUUGACAAUGGCACAGAGUAGACAUGUAAAUAUAAAGGUAGAAUGGGACAGGGCAUUUUAUUUUCUGGGGCACUGGGGAACGAUUGACUUGCCAUUUUGGGACAGACUCCCCUUAGACUGAACUCAGCCCGAUCUCCUGCAAAAUUGUAUAAUUCAUGUUGGAGAGAGGGCUCAAAAUCUAAGACUCAAGAGGUUCUGCAGGUGCUGGAAAUCCAGAGUAGCACAUACAAAAUGCUGGAGGAACUCAGCAAGUCAGGCAGCAUCUAUGGAAAUGAAUGAACAGUUGAUGUCUUGGGCCAAGAUCCUUUAUCAGGACUGUCUCCAUAGAUGCUGCCUAACCUGCUGAAUUCCACCGGCAUUUUGCGUGCGUUGCUCUAAACCAAAAGAAGCUGGAGGGUGAGUAGGGGGAGAAGUAGACAUCCGAAGAACGGAAUCAAGUCUGUAGAGUGAAAUAAAGUCAAGUAAGUUAGAAAAGGCAAAGAGUUUAACAGCAUUAACGACAGAGAUCACAUGCAAAGAUAGUAAAAUUGGAAGCACUCUGUCUAAAAGUUUAUAACAUUACAGUCAAAUCUGCAGUGGGUCUCUGCAACACAAGUUACUUUCACAGAGACUGCUGAACUUGAGUCUGAAGUGCAAUUCUUGCAAUGUGCCCAACAUGAGGAUAUUUAGAUCUAAAAUAUACAGUAAAUGCCACUACCAGAGUUAAAUGACUUUAAGUUGUCUUUUCUGAUAUCUGGUUGUAGAGUGACCAGGUGUGACUUCUAGAAAACAUAAACAAACAGUAAAGAGCACCUUGAUAAUAAUGGAUAACAUCAAAAGAUUGUGUGGAUAGGAUAGUUGAAAAAUUAAGUUGUUGCCAGUUAAGAGAAAAAAGGUAGAAAUUACUAUAGGAAUUGUUGAUAAACACACUAAUCCAAGUUUUAGACAAAUAAAUCUGGAAAUUGGAGGGGCAUAUUGGUAAUAAUCUUGAGAAGUUUUAAACUUCACAAAGUUUAGACAAACCAAACUGGCAAAAUGGGGAAGUGCAGGGAUUUUGAAGGCAGUUCCCUAGAUCAACCAGCCAAGGAACAUGCUAGUUUAUAUGUUGACUGGGGCUAGUUAAAAACCUUCAGAUCAAGAAUUAUCCUGGGAUCCUAAUAUGGCAGGACCUCAUGUAAAAUUUGAUUGAUAGUAUUAAGCCAGAAAUUAAACUCUUAACUUGAAAAAAGGCAAUAAUGAAGAAGUGGAGAUUGCCAGAGGUAGACUGGUGUAAUGUACAUUUUGCCAUGCAGUUCUUUUGCACGCCAAUAUGUGUGUUCAUACUGUGGUCUUGAUGGGAUAGGACAUCCUUGGUGCUCUCUGCUUUACAACAAUGUAAUAUUAUUUGAAAUUUUCAGUUUGCACCCCGUCUUAAAGACUCGAUGUGUGAUUAAUGUGUCUUUUUAUGCAGCUUUGUGAAUAAAUCUUUACAUCUUCUGUGUUCAUAGA
Messenger RNA from Hypanus sabinus (Atlantic stingray), 4772 nucleotides. RefSeq names its product tumor necrosis factor receptor superfamily member 5-like. The transcript is spliced from 9 exons. NCBI's taxonomy places the organism in Eukaryota, Metazoa, Chordata, Chondrichthyes, Myliobatiformes, Dasyatidae. The coding region runs from base 498 to 1439 and encodes 313 amino acids. Gene Ontology annotation, molecular function: antigen binding; protein binding. The record is from RefSeq and is a predicted model, not a curated record. Gene Ontology annotation, cellular component: external side of plasma membrane; CD40 receptor complex. Gene Ontology annotation, biological process: positive regulation of transcription by RNA polymerase II; immune response-regulating cell surface receptor signaling pathway; defense response to protozoan.